Molecule: messenger RNA, 2827 nt
Organism: Pseudophryne corroboree (corroboree frog)
Lineage: Eukaryota; Metazoa; Chordata; Amphibia; Anura; Myobatrachidae
Product: zinc finger protein ZFP2-like
Exons: 6
Coding region: 70-2181 (703 amino acids)
Biological process (GO): urogenital system development; embryo development; regulation of transcription by RNA polymerase II
Cellular component (GO): nucleus
Molecular function (GO): DNA-binding transcription factor activity, RNA polymerase II-specific; RNA polymerase II transcription regulatory region sequence-specific DNA binding
Source: RefSeq, a predicted model, not a curated record
ACUCCAGCUGUGAGGAACAGAGUCUUUAUUACACAUCACACGUUCUGUAUUCUCUCUGAUUCACCGAGGAUGGACAAGGACAGGAGUCACAGGACUGAGAGGAUAAUAAAUAUCACCCUGGAGAUCAUCUACCUGCUGACUGGGGAGGAUUACACAAUAGUGAAGAAGACAUCCAAUGAGUAUGAGACACCCAGCAGCCAUCCCCCUGUAUCAGGAGGACUGAGUAGAACCCAGAGCCCCAUCACGGUGCCUCCACCUCACUCACUGACACAUGAGAGACACAAUGAUCAGAAGAUCCUGGAACUCACCAAGAAGAUCAUUCAGUUGCUGACUGGAGAGGAGGGGGAGUAUAUAGAGAAACACAGAGGUCUGUACAAGGACGUGAUGAUGGAGAAUCACCGACCCCUCACAUCACUGGAUGGGCCCAGUAACAGAGAUACCCCAGAGAGAUGUCCCCGUCCUUUGUAUUCCCAGGAUUGUACAGAGGAGAAUCACAGGAUCCCACAGGAGGAUCAGGAAGAACGUCUGUCUGAUAUUAAAACGGAAGAUACAGAGGGAGAAGAGACGUAUGUGACUGAUAUAAAGGCAGAAGAUAUAGAGGGAGAAGAAGAGACGUAUGUGACUGAUAUAAAGGCAGAAGAUAUAGAGGGAGAAGAAGAGACGUAUGUGACUGAUAUAAAGGCAGAAGAUAUAGAGGGAGAAGAAGAGACGUAUGUGACUGAUAUAAAGGCAGAAGAUAUAGAGGGAGAAGAAGAGACGUUUGUGACUGAUAUAAAGGCAGAAGAUAUAGAGGGAGAAGAAGAGACGUAUGUGACUGAUAUAAAGGCAGAAGAUAUAGAGGGAGAAGAAGAGACGUAUGUCAUUGAUAUAAAGGCAGAGGAUAUAGAGGGAGAAGAAGAGAUGUAUGUGACUGAUAUGAAGGCAGAAGAUAUAGAAGGAGAAGAAGAGACCUAUGUGACUGACAUAAAGGUAGAAGAUAUAGAGGGAGAAGAAGAGAUGUAUGUGUCUGAUAUAAAGGCAGAAGAUAUAGAGGGAGAAGAAGAGACGUAUGUGAGUGGUGAUCAGCAGUGUAAGGAGGAGGAGAUCCCUACAGAUAUCAGCACAGCAGACGGACACACAAGCAGGAAUAUCUCAGAAGGACAUCUAAUAUCAUCCCAGGAUUGUGAAAUAAAAGAUGACAGUAGACAGGAUUCUCCAGGAACUAAUCUCAUUACCCCAAUUAUACAUCCAGCUCUAUCAGCUGGUCCCUCUGAUCCUGGGAAAUGUUCUCCUGAUCACUCUGAUAUUGGUGCAUCUGUUCCAGCUCUGAGAGUAGAUACAGAGUUUCCCUGUUCUAUAGAUGCCAGAUGUUUUACACAGAACACAAAGCGUAUUACCCAUCAGCCAGUUAAGGCAGGCGAGAGGCAAUUUCCAUGUUCUGAGUGUGGGAAAUGUUUUGCACGGAAAUUAUUUCUUGUUCACCAUGAGAGAAGUCACACCGGAGAGAAGCCAUUUUCUUGUUCCGAGUGUGGAAAACGUUUUUCACACAAGUCAUAUCUUGUUAUGCAUGAGAGAAGUCACACCGGAGAGAAGCCAUUUACAUGUUCUGAGUGUGGAAAAGGUUUUUCACAGAAAUCAACUCUUGUUCAACAUGAGAGAAGUCACACCGGAGAGAAGCCAUUUACAUGUUCUGAGUGUGGGAAACGUUUUGCACUUAAAUCAACUCUUGUUAGACAUGAGAGAAGUCACACCGGAGAGAAGCCAUUUACAUGUUCUGAGUGUGGGAAAUGUUUUACACAGAAAUCGAAUCUUGUUCAACAUGAAAGAAGUCACACCGGAGAGAAGCCAUUUUCUUGUUCUGAGUGUGGAAAAGAUUUUUCACACAAGUCAUAUCUUAUUAUACAUGAGAGAAGUCACACCGGAGAGAAGCCAUUUUCAUGUUCUGAGUGUGGGAAACGUUUUGCACUUAAACCAACUCUUGUUAGACAUGAGAGAAGUCACACCGGAGAGAAGCCAUUUUCAUGUUCUGAGUGUGAAGAAUGUUUUACACAGAAAUCAACUCUUGUUAGACAUGAGAGAAUUCACACAAGUGAGAAGCCAUUUCCAUGUUCUGAGUGUGGGAAAUGUUUUACACGGAAAUCACAUCUUGUUCAACAUGAGAGAACUCACAGAGGUGUGAAGCCAUUUGCAUGCUCUGAGUGAUUAAUAAAUCAGCUCUUGUUGGACACAGUAGACAUCACACAGGUGGGGAACCAUUUUAAUCUUCUGGAGUAUACUCAUCUUCACCAUUUCCCUGCAUUGUUCCUUCAGGUUUUAUUUUAUGUCCUGUGGGUUUUUUUUUACAAUAUACAUGCUGCUACUGGGUGAAAUAAUAAGACGUCAUGUCCUCCUUUACCUCUACUAUGCAGAUAACCUGUCUUUGCUCCGGGUACUGAAAACAAUACCAAUACUAAAUGUCUAGCUGAGCUCCAGGUGUGGGUGAUGCCAGUAGGCCGUGACUCAGUCCUAGUGAAACAGGUCCAUAUGCUAAUGCUGCCGACUCUCCUGUCUUCUGAUUACUUCCUCCCAUGCCUAUCCAAGAUUUUUCACGUGCUGCUCCCUUUCUCUGGAAUUCUUUACCUCUCCCCCUCAGACUGUUACCAGCAGUACCAAGAAUCUGCCGUAAUUAAUUUGUGGUUGAUCUGUUAGCUAUGCAGCCCUGACCAUGGAACCUGCUGCCUCGCACAGUCCAAGAGACCUCCACCCUGGUGACCACAAACAGACUGAUGACUGUUACUCACAUAUUUCAUUAAUGUUCCUUCACUUCCUAAAUAUACAUCCCACAUGCUGAGGUCUUUAUUCUGUUCUA